This is a messenger RNA of Leptosia nina, 1911 nucleotides long. The record is from the annotation of a GenBank genome assembly. Lineage: Eukaryota; Metazoa; Arthropoda; Insecta; Lepidoptera; Pieridae.
AUGAAUUCCGACCCGUUAAGUGUAAAUAUAGAAAAUGGAGUUCGUGAAAACAAAGGCUUCGGUCCAAGUCCUGAAUCGACCGAUAUCUCAGAAAACAAAAAGGAAAAGAAUGAAAAAGAAAGCGAUUUGGAUAAAAAGUUAAGGGUGACCAGUGAAAGAAUAAAUUCGAGACCAAAAUGGGACAAUCCAAUCGAAUUCCUUAUGUCUUGCAUCGCUACCUCAGUGGGACUGGGAAAUGUUUGGCGGUUUCCCUUCGUCGCUUACCAAAAUGGCGGCGGAGCUUUCCUCAUUCCUUACAUAAUAGUGCUCUUAGUAGUUGGAAAACCGAUGUACUAUUUGGAGUUGGUACUUGGACAGUUUAGCAACAGUAAUAACAUUAAAGUCUGGGCGAUGUCGCCAGCUAUGAAAGGUACUGGAUAUGCACAAGCUCUUGGGGGAGCUUACAUAAUGAGUUAUUACGUGUCGAUUAUUGCCCUUUGUCUUUAUUAUUUGGCAAUGAGCUUUAGCUCCACCCUCCCGUGGGCGUUGUGUGACGAAUCUUGGGAUGACUGUGUCCCUUCAGGGCAAUCUGUCAAUGCCUCGAUGACAGGAAAUGCUACCAGCAGCGCCGAACUGUAUUUCACGAAAGUUGUAUUGCGUCAGUCUAAAGGAAUACACGACGGAAUCGGUCUCCCGCUAUGGGAUCUAACGCUAUGCUUAUUAGCGUCGUGGGUCAUAAUAUUCUUUAUUGUGGCUCGUGGGGUUAAGAGUACAGGAAAAGCCUCCUACUUUCUCGCCCUUUUCCCCUAUGUGAUUAUGAUAAUUUUACUUAUAAGAGCCGUGACACUGCCAGGAGCCGUAAAUGGAAUAUUGUUUUUUAUAACACCCGAAUGGAGCAAAAUUUUACAAGUGCGGGUGUGGUACGCAGCUGUCACGCAAGUGUUCUUCUCUUUAUCUGUAUGUUCUGGAGCGCUUAUUAUGUUUUCUUCUUACAACAAAUUUGAACAAAAUGUCUACAGAGAUGCAAUGAUUGUCACCACUUUGGACACUUUUACGAGUCUACUUUCCGGAAUUACAAUCUUCGGGGUUCUAGGGAACCUUGCUUAUGAAUUGAAUUACGAUGACGUCAGUCAAGUUAUCGGCACUGGAGGGACAAGUUUGGCCUUUAUAUCCUAUCCUGAUGCUAUAGCCAAGUCGCCCGUAGUACCUCAGCUAUUUGCGGUUUUAUUUUUCUUAAUGAUGGCCGUGCUAGGCGUUGGUUCUGGCGUGGCGCUACUUUCUACCAUCAACACAGUACUCUUGGAUUCAUUUCCGUCAGUGCCGACGGUGUACAUGUCUGGAGGAAUAUGUGUUGUAGCAUUUCUGGUCGGCCUGGUCUACGUUACACCGGGCGGUCAAUACGUACUUGAAAUAGUAGAUUAUUAUGGAGGAACUUUCAUGAGGUUAUUUGCAGCCAUUGCAGAAACUAUUGGGGUAUUCUGGAUUUACGGGCUAGAAAACCUUACUAUAGACGUACAGUUUAUGUUAGGAAAGACAAGUUCCUUCUAUUGGAGAAUCUGUUGGAGUAUUGUUACUCCUAUUUUGAUGAUAGUUGUAUUCUUUUAUGCAAUGAUUACGACAGAGAGAAUACUUUUCGGCGGUACUUACGAAUAUCCAGCUGCGGCCUACAUUGCAGGAAAUUGUCUUCAAUAUGCCGGUAUAGCUAUGAUCCCUUUAUUCAUAAUAGCAGCUUUAUGGAAAUAUAGAUCAAAGAGCAUAGUAGAAACUAUAAAAAGAGCAUUCAGUAAGAAGCCAACAUAUGGACCAGUGAACUUAGAAAAACGCAAAGAAUGGCAAGAGUUCAAAAGAAAUGCUAAAGAAAAUCGAAAUAGGUUAAGAAAAAACUGGUUUCACCACCUUCUCGUUAUUCUUUUCCGUGGAUACCAAAGAUAG